Molecule: messenger RNA, 2744 nt
Organism: Lampris incognitus (smalleye Pacific opah)
Lineage: Eukaryota; Metazoa; Chordata; Actinopteri; Lampriformes; Lampridae
Gene: il12rb2l
Product: interleukin 12 receptor, beta 2a, like
Exons: 15
Coding region: 511-2733 (740 amino acids)
Biological process (GO): cytokine-mediated signaling pathway
Cellular component (GO): signaling receptor complex; external side of plasma membrane
Molecular function (GO): cytokine binding; cytokine receptor activity
Source: RefSeq, a predicted model, not a curated record
GCCUGUUCGAAAGAUUCGACUCGUUCACGGGCUUUACAUCGCUCUACGCGGAAGCGCGGCGAGAGCGUUUCCCGUCAGCCCGUUCGAAAGAUUCGACUCGUUCACGGGGCUUCACAUCACUCUCCGCGGAAGCGCGGCGAGAGCGUGUCCCGUCAGCCCGUUCGAAAGACUCGACUCGUUCACGGGGCUUCACAUCGCUCGGAAAGUAAACGUGUUUUCACUAAAGCGGAGGAGGAAACGUGGCCGCUGGACACAAGUCGUCUUUCUUCCGUCCUUCCAACCCGCAUUUGUGGGCUGGAGCAGCUGUGAGUCACACCAGGAUGACCGGGAACACCGGUCCGGCGUUUAAGGGAAACCGUGUGACGGGGGGGCUCCGGCAAGGGGGCGGGGCUCACGUGUGAAGCGCAGCCCCGACAGAGACGCGCUUUUCCGGCUUCCUCUCCGACCUCCGCCGGCUCGGCUCGGCUCGGCUCGGCUCGGCUCUCCCCCGCGCAUCUCACCCAACCACCCAUGGACGAGCGCUCCGGGGGUUCUCGUACGAGGGUUGGGGGUAGUGCGCCUACCUCACAGGACUUAAAGGCCCAGCGCCCAGCCGGAUGUGAGACCCGCUGGCUUCUGUCCUUCUUCUUGCUCAGCCUGCCUGCCCGUUCAGCCCCUCCAGGUCCUCCACCUCCCCCCUCUCCACCCGAAUGCCAUAUUCCAUAUGAGGAGCAGGAAUGGAUGGUACAUACUGGACUGAUCCACUGUACAUGGGAACCAGGACCUGACCCGAAAACCCCAGCCAAUUACACUCUGCACUGGGAGUCAGCCAACGACAACCGAGGACACGUGGAGGCGACCAACUUCACUGCGUCGAUUCGUCGCCCCGACUUUGAAAGCCACAGUCAACUGAAUGUGUGGGUCCAGGCGAAGAAUGUGUACGGUUCUGCCAAUUCUCCCAGUGCUUCCUUCAACACAGCAGACAUCAUGAAGCUGCCCCAACCCAAAAUCAUCUCCGUCAGUCAGGACCCCUUGUCCAUUUCCUGGAAGUCACAAUGUACUCUGCAGGGACACUCUGAGGGAGUCUGUGAGGUCCGAUAUCGGUCCGAGGCUGAUCAAUUCUGGCCCAAGGGGGAAGGGGGGUUCCAUGGUGUAUACUACAUAGACAAUCCCGAGCCCUUCACAACAUACGAGUUACAGGUACGCUGUUCCUGUGCAGACCACGUUGGCUCAAUGAGUGACUGGAGUUUAGUCCAGAAGGUGAAGAGUGCUGAGGGAGCCCCUGUUGGUAAGCCGAAUAUAUGGUGGGACUGUGGCGGGACUCCCGCAAUCUCCAAAUGUGUGCUAAUGUGGAAGAAGCUGCCCAGAUCCCAGGCUCGCGGACUCAUCCUUGGAUAUGAAGUUAAAUGGAUUCACAGCAAUGGCACGGUAUUGGUCAUUAACGCGUCCACGGCGGAGACGGGAGGUCAGCUGGAGUGUGGCGAGAUGCAGUGCCACCUCACGUCCUCUCCAGCAGAUGUGUCUGAGGUGUAUGUGUCAGCCUACAGCGCACGCAAUUCAACGCUGCCUGCUCAUCUAACAAUGCCAGGUAAAGUGAUCAAUGAGCAAAACAUUGAUUUGAAGAUGAAUUCAAACGUCAUUAACGUGUCCUGGGAUGUGCCUUUUCAACUCAUGGACAACCUGACGGGAUAUGUGGUGCAAUAUAAGCAGCAGGGAAGUCCUCCAGCACAAGGAUUUGAUUGGGUCAGAGUGAACAAAAGCCAAACAUCGAGCAUCUUGACAGGGAACUAUGAGAGUUACAUUGGCUACAAAGUGUCACUGUUCGCCAUGUCAAAAAAGGACGAUAGCCACCAACUUUCCUCGGCGAUUGGCUAUGUCCUUCAGGGGACCCCACCCGAAGUGCCUUCGUUUAAGGUGGAUGCUAUUGAGUCCACCUAUGUCAACCUGUCUUGGGAGCCGAUUCCGCUGCAUCAGAGGAAAGGGGUGAUUCUGGGCUACAAGAUAGUGGUGGACAACCAGAAAGUGUACAACGUGAAUGUGUCCCUGCAGCAUGAAAUUACGAAAUUUCAGCUGGAGAAUCUAAACCCAGGCCAGGACUAUGAGGUGGAGAUCAGGGCUGUGACCGCUGCGGGGUCAGGACUCAGUGCAAUCGUUAGGUUCAAAACACAACAGCAACAACUCAGUGGCUACAACAUUGGGACAGUAUUCGGCUCCAUUGUUUCAGUUUUCUCUAUAGUUAUUGUCAUAUUCUUGAUUUUUAUGAGUAAAGCUUGUCCCCUGAUACCACUGGGCUACUGUGAGAAAGUGCCGGACCCUAGAAACAGCUCCGUGUUCCAACACAUGACCACGUAUCAGAUCAAUGAAUUCUCUUGGAACUGUGUUCCUAGUCUCGAACCCAAUCUCCAAAUCUCUUAUUUGGAAGUCAUGCAAAUCCAGCCCCAUACUCUGAAGUCCUGCCCAAGGAAAGCCUCUCAUCUUGAUGGAGUGACUGAGGAAGAGGCAGGAGAUGAGUGCUCACAUAAAGACAGAGAAAGGGGUCAAGUGGGAGUGGCUGCCAGUGAAGAAGAGUGGGAAAGGACAGAGCGGAGACAUGGAUUUGGAAGACAGGAUUACAGCAAAAUGAUUGACUCCGAAGAAGAGAGGGAUGAGGAUGGGGAGGAGGAGAGGGAUGAUGAUUUAAGCUCAUCGGACAAUGAUCAGUCUUUCUCAGGUUACGAAACACAUUUCAUGCCCACUGCCUUAGAGGUACUAUAAUAACAUUAAUA